UUGGAAGAUUCAAAUAAGAGUGUCAAUAUCAUGGACAAUCUCAAAACCAGAUUCGUUGGACCUAUUUACUCUUCUUCUCAACCAAGGAGGAUGGCAAUCAAGUGGUUCUUAAAUAAUCAUAAAUCUGACUGUACGGGCAGUGAUGGACCACGUGUCCAGCUUAAGAUGGGGCCUGCCACAUUUGACCCUUCCAACUACAUUUCCUAA
Molecule: messenger RNA, 207 nt
Organism: Sphenostylis stenocarpa
Lineage: Eukaryota; Viridiplantae; Streptophyta; Magnoliopsida; Fabales; Fabaceae
Source: the annotation of a GenBank genome assembly